Messenger RNA from Paramecium pentaurelia, 9036 nucleotides. NCBI's taxonomy places the organism in Eukaryota, Ciliophora, Oligohymenophorea, Peniculida, Parameciidae. The record is from the annotation of a GenBank genome assembly.
AUGAGAAGAGCAUUAAAAAAGAAGAAAAUAAAUGAUAAAUUAGGAAAAUUAGUAUUUAAUGGUUUAGUCCGGAUGCAAUAAAUGAUCAUCAGAAACAAAAUUGAACCAACAUUAUUUAAUCUAGUAUUUGCAAAAAUCAUUUUGUUAAUUUCUGCCUUAUAAGAAAUAUAAUUAAUCACAUCUACUGAUAUUCAAAAUUACACUUCUAUGUAAAUACAAGGUUCAUUAUUGUCUUUUUUAUAAAAGUUUUCAAUAAAUUUAAUUAAAUAUGAUAGAGACGAACUAUUUUUAUUUUUGUUGCUCUCAACUGAAGUAAUAUAUUUUUUAGUGGUGCUAAUAGUUUAUUUUGAUAAGAAGGAGAAAUUUAUUCUAGUAGGAUAAUUUUACAAAUAUUUUCAAAAUAUUUUUCACUCAAUAAUAUUCCUGCCAACUUUAAAUAUUUCAUUUAAUUUUGCAAAUUCAUUAAAUUAUAUAGAACUGUCAAUAAUUGGAAUAAUAUUAGGUUUAUUUUUAGAAUUAAUUUAUUGUUUUUGUAAUAUUAAAAACAGUUUAGUUGAAAUUGAAGGCUGUUACUCAUCAAGACUGGCUAAUUUAUUUUAUUUAAUUAUGCAAUUUAUAAUUUGUUUUGUAGUUCAAAAUAAUUAUUAACAUUAAGUGGCUCCUGCUCUUAUGCUUUUUUCAAGAUUCAUAAUGAUUACUUAAAAGAUUAAUUGUUAUUAAUAUAAUAGUUGGUACUAUAUAUAAAUAACCAAUUUUGUAAUAUCAUAUAUAUUAAUACUUUUAACAAAUCAAUAUUGGUAUGAUUUAGCAUUGAUUUACAUUUUAUUUAUUGCUAUUUAAAUAUAAAUAAGAUAAAAAAAAUUAGGAGAAGAAUUAUUUUCAAAAGAUAAUGAAAUAAAUAUAUUUAAAUAUAGUAUUUUUAGAAAUCAAGAAUUGAUGAAUAAUUUUAAAUCAUAUUCUCAUUUUUUUACAGAAAUUAAAGAAUAAAAUAUCGUAAAGUACUAAAAAAGAGUACUAUAAAAUGGUGAUAUACAAGAUAAAUUAACUGUUUUAUAACAUGUUUUCAAAUAUAAGAAAAUUUAGUUAUAUCUAAAUUUAAUAAAUAUUGAGAAAACAAAUUUAAGUUAUUUGUAAUAAUUAACUUUAGAAGCCAAUUUAUUAAAUGUAAUUUAAUCCUGUGAGAAAUUAAUCACAUCUCCUCUAAAUGUUAAUUUAUACAUAAAAACAUUAGCUUUAGAGCAAUAAAAUUUUUAACUUUUAAUUAAUUUUAUUGAUUUAAAAAGUUAAUUUUAUAUCUUAUUGACAAAAGAGUAAGCUUUGGAUUAAUAUCUUAAAACAUUUAGAGUUUAACUUAAUAAGAUUUUAAAUACACUAGAAAAAUACAAGAAAAUAUUUGAAAAAUAAUAUGACUUACAAACAGGAAGAUUAUAAGAAUUUAAGAAUUCUGAUUAGAUUUCAAUAAAUAUAGUAUCUUCAUUUUUGUUUAUAUUUUACAGUAAUUAUUUUUAAGUAAUCAACAAAUUUAAUGAUAGGUUAAAGAUCUUUAGAAGAGAUAAAGUGACUUACUUGGUUAUGAUAAAAUAAUGAAUUCAAAGUUUCAGAAGAGUAAAUAUAUAUUUAAAUUUAUGAUAGAUGAAGUCUUCUUAUUGUCAUCAAGCUUUAUAAAAGAUUCAAACAAUAUAAUAAAUAAAAAUAAUAAAAGAUUACUCCAAAUAAUAGGUGGACAAUUAGAACCAAAAUAACUUAUUGAAUUGUUACCUUAAUUUUAAAAGACUGUGUAUAAUAGUUUUGUUAGUCAAUAUUUAUAUUAAGGAUUAGAUAUUAAUUAGCCUUUGAAUUUAUAUUUUUAUAAAAAUGAAUAUUUGAUAGAAUGCAAUUUGUACAUUUAUGUAACAAUUAGUUAAGAUGAUAUUAUCUUAUAAAAUUUAUUGGUAAUUAAAAAUUAACCUAAUCAUUUUGCAAUAUUUGAUUCUGAAGGAAAAAUAUUAGGAAUAUCUUAAUAGAUUUAUGAAUUUUUAAUAUCAAAGUCUGAUAAUGCUUUUACUAAGAAAUUAGUAGUUUCAGAAUUUAUUCAAUAAGGAAUGAUAUAAUAUUAUCUUCCAGAAAUAUAUUCACAUAUAUAAGAAUUGACUACUUAAUAUUCUUCAGGAACAUUUUAAUAAGAAGUGAAUAUUUCAUCUAGAUGGUAAUUUCCUGUGAAUCAUAAAAAAUGUCUUGAAUAAACUUAAGCAUUAGGACUUGUUAAUGAUGAAGGAACUAUAUCAUCAUAAUUUAAGAAAAUCUUUUAUUCUUCAUCUACAAAAAGAUUGAUUUCUACAAAAUAACAUAAAUUAACAGAGGAAAUGCCAAUAAUUAAAAAUGUGAAAAUUAAGAUUAUGUAAAAAUAAAUUAUGAACUAAAUAUAAGCAUUAGUAGUACCAUCAUCAAGACUAAAAAGUAUAGAUUUUGAAGGGUCUUUAGAAUUUGUAUAAUAAAAAUUUAUAGAAUCAGAAACAAAUUAUUUUGUAUUGAAAUUCAAAUAAAUAGAAGAAUUUUAAUAAGAAAAAAUAGCUUAAAUUCCUUAAAUAGAAAAUAUUUAAAAUUAAUCUUUAAUUAUUAAUGAUAAAUAAUUCGAAGGAUUAUAAUCAGAUUAUGAAUUCAUUUCAAAUUUAAUUAAAAGUAAGAAAUUAUAUACUCCUUUAAAAUAUAAUAUUUUUAUCCUUACAUUAAUGAUUGUAAUGACUACUAUUGCUUUAGUUGUUAGUUAUCAAUUGAAUUAUAAUAAUAUGAUUAAUUAUCAAGAGGAUGUCAAUUUUUUAAAUACUCCUUAAGCUAUGACAUUCAAUAUAGGUGCUUCAUUCAUGUUAAUGUGGAAUCAAUAUUGUAUUUAAAAUAAACUUUAUUUAAUAAGUCCAUAUUUAGAAUACAGAAGACAAAAUUAAUUAAUUUAUGUUUUUGAUUUUUGGGGUAGUGUUCAUGAAGAAUAUUCAAUGAAUUUAAGUAAGAAAAGUAUUGAAUUGGGUUUUGAUAAGAUUGAUUUAAUUAGUUAUAAGAAUGGUUUGAAGAUUGAAACUUAUUUGGAUUAUUAUGAAUUUUAUACUAUAAUGAGAGAAGCAUUGGUUAGACAAUAUAAAAAGACAGAUUUUAAGAAUAUCAGUACUUUUGAUCCAGAUAUACUUAAAACAAAUGGAUUGGUUCGUUAAAAUAUGUUAAAAAUAUUUAAAUUUCAUAAUUUUAUUUUAGAUGAGAUGAUAUCAACAACAGAGGAAUCAUUUUCAUAAUUUGAAAAUAGCACAUUUAUAUUUUGUGUAUAAUUUUCAUUAGUUAUAUUAUUUCUUUUGAUAAUAUUUUUUAUUGUAAAUUGUAGAUUAUUAAGAACAGAAACUAAAUUAAUUAGACUAUUAUAAUAUUUAAAUGUUAAAAUAAUAUAAGAAUAAUUAGAUAUAUUACAUUUUUAGAAAGAAUAAUUAUCAAAUUUAUUAUUGAUUUAAUUUUAAGGAAAGGAUGAACCUAUUAGUUAAAAAUAAAGUGAGAAAGUCAUAAUCAAUUAAUCCAAGUAUAAUCCAUUAAGCAAAUUAGAAAAUUAUAAUGAAAAGUAUACUUUAUUAAUAAUAUUAUCUUUGGUGAUUGGGGUUGAACUUAUUUUAUUUAUAUUUGGUUCUUAAUUAGUUUCUAAAUUAUAUAAUAGCCAAUAUUAAAGUAGUUUAAUUCUUACCAUGAAAUAUCUGAAAUUGAAAUCAAGAUUAGAUUCAGCUGUAAUUGUUGGGGAAGUUAUAAAGACUGAACAUUUAAUAAAUAAUAAUAGUGGAAUUGAAUAUAUUAAUUAAACUGAUCAUAUUGAAUUCUUUUUCAAUAAUAUUGAUGUUUUACUUAAACUUUCAGAUUAAAUCAAUAAUGAACUAGUAAUUACAAAUUCAUAUAAUUAAACAUUUCAAUAAUAAUUGAUCAAUAUAUAUAAUGAUGAUCUUUGUACUUACUAUUCAAGUAUAUUAAGUUUUUGUAAUAUUAAAAAUAUCAAAUUGGAAUAUUAUGAAAAAGAAAAUUAUGUAACUUUAAUAGAUAAAGGCAUUUAUGGAAUAAUUUAAGAUUUAAAUAAAUUAUCUAAAUAGGAAUUCAAUUAUGAGCAAGUAUAUUUACUUUAUGAAUAUGAUUAGAAUCAUUCAGAUUAUUUUCUAAAAUUACCAAUACAUGAUCAUUUAUUCUUACAAUACUUUAUAGAAUUACAAACUUGUAUUUUUUAUUGUUUUGUAGAUAUUUUUACUGAAACCUAGAUAUUAAGUAAUAAAUUAUCUAAUUAAAUAUUAAUAUAUUUAAUCACUUCAUCAGUGGCGUAAAAAAAUAGUUAUUUAUUUUUAGAUUUCUCCUUUUUACUUCAUUUGUGUCAGGUUUUUGGAUUAAUAUGUAAUAUAAAAGAUUAAAUCAGUUGAAAUUGAUUGCUACUUUAUUUCCACCUGCUUUAAUUUAAUAGAAAGGAUUUAAUAAAUUGUUGUACUCCUAAUUAAUAUAGAUCAAAUGAAAUAUUAAUACUUGUGUUUCAAUUUUAAUAUAAAAAGUUUUUUAAUUAAUAUGAUUGUCAAAAUACUCUAAAAGACCUUUAAGGAAUUGCAUGCAUUUACAAAACAAUAUAUAAUAGCAUUGAAUGAUUUAGUGUUUGAAAGAAAUUAGGAUCACAUUUUUUAAAUUAUAAUAGUCUAAUUUUUUAUCAUUCUUCAUGAAUUACAAUAGAUUGAACUUUCAAACAAUCCUGACUUUAAUUAGUAUUAAUAUUCAAUAUUUAGCUUAAUUUUAGAAAUUGCACAACGAUACAGGAUCAGUUUCUUAUUACCAGCAAAUUCAAUAUCUGCACUAUAUGUAAUUGCUACAUUUAUCAUAAUCUCUUUUAUCUGUAUUAACAUAAUAACAAUUUGUUAUAUGAAAAAACUAAUUCAAUCAAAUUCAAUUAUCUAUUAUGUAAUGUCUAUUAAUCAUUAUCUACUCAUUAUUCCAAUCUUUUUUGCAGGAUUUCAAAAUUUUACUCAACAAACAAUAAAUGGAAUAUCUAUAAUAUGUAUGAUAUUGUCAUUUACUAUUGAAAUAUUUAAUAUAACAUUGAAUACAAGAUUACAUUUUAUAGAAAUUGAAGGAGCCUAUUAUUCAACAAAUAUUCAUUUCAUAAAAAUCUUGUUUAAUAUUUCAUUUUGUUUAAUACGUACUUUAACACCAUAAAAUAUUCUAAUAAUUCAAAUAUUUUAAAUUAUACUCAAACUUAUUUAUUGUAUAAUAAUAAUAGAAAAAUAAGAUCGUAAUACAACAUUCUAAUUAUCAACAUAAACUAUUAUAAUAAUAUAAAUAUUAUUAAAUACUUUAAAAUUAGAUUGGUGUCAAAUAAUGAUUUAUUUUAUAUUAGGUAUUACUUUAAUAAUUGCAAUUAGAUAAAAGAUAAUAUUAUAUUAUAUAUUGGAUAAUAAUCAGGUAUCUUUAUUAAAACUAUAAAUACAUAAUUUAGUUCAAUCAAAUAAAAAAAAAAAAAUUAUUGAAAUCUUGAUUGCUAAUUAAAUCCAAUAUGCAACUUUAGAUGCUUUUUAAAUUGUAAAACAUUUUGAAUCUUUUGAUUAAAAAAUAUAGUACAUAGAUCAUUUAAAAGAUAAAAAUUGUAUGAAAGGACUUCUAUUAUUAUCUAAAAUUAAAUCUGAUAAAUUUACUUAUCUUUAAUAACUAAAAUUAUAGACACUUAAAAGAAAAUUAAAUACUCAUUGCAAACGUUAUUAUAGUUAAUAAGUAGAUAUUAAAUUAGCUACAAAAGUAUUAAUUGUUGAAGAUAAAGUUAUAAUGAUUUUAAAUAAAAUAUCUAGACUUAAAAUAGAAUUUUUGUCAUAAUUAAAAAGUGAUCAAGAAGAAUAAGCAUACAUAAAUGCAAUUCUAAAAGGUUUAAAUAAGAUUACUUAAGAAUUACAAAAUUAAUAACAUUAAUUUGAAAAUCUUAUUGAUUUAAAUUAAUUAAAAAUGAAAUUUGUACCAUAAAGUGAUAUUCUAACAUUAAAACAUAUUGCUAAUUUCUAUUAAAACUUUUAUUUGGAUUCUGAAAAAGUAAUCUAUUAUAUUUAUAAAAUAAGGCUUAAUAAAUAAGAAACAGAAUUAUUGAUAAAAUUUCAUGGAAUAAAAUGUUAAAUCUUUAAAUUGAAGCAUGUAUUUAAAAUUAUUUAUAUAAUAAGGUCAAUCUUUAGUCAUUUAAAUCAGUUAUUUGAAAGAAUUUGGAAAGAUUUGUCAACUUAAUUUAUAAAGAUUGAAAUAAACAUUUCCUAAUCUCAAAACUAUGCCUCAAAAUAUGUCUGAUUUACUACCUAUAUUCUGGAAGGAUUCUUAUUUUAAAUUAAUUUAAACAUAUUUAGAAUCAUCAACAAAUUCCAAGAAUUAAAUUGGAGGUAUUUUAAAUAAUGAACCAUAUAUUUAAUCUUGUUAAAUUUAUUUAUCCUAUCAACUUACACAUGAUGAUAUAAUAAUUAAUCAAUUUAUUAUUAUAGAAAAGUUAACUCCAUAAAUAUUAUGGUUUAAUUCAGAUGGUAAGAUACUUGGUAUUUCAAAAGAAAUUUAUGAACAUUUAAUUUUAAAAUCUGGGAAUGCUUUUACUUAAUCAUUGAAAGUUAAUGAAUUUUUAGAAAAUACUAUGAUAUAGUUUUAUAUUGGUGAAAUAUAUUCUUAGGUAUUGUAAUUUUAAUCAUUAACAUUAUAAGAUUAAUUUAGUCUUAAAGCUUCAACUUAAUGGAAAUUUCCAUUGAAUCAUAAAAAAUGUUUAGAAAAAGUUAAAUAAUUUUACAAUGAAGAAAUUUCAUUAACUUCUAAAAAAUCAUUAUAAUAAAUAUUCUAUUCUUAAUCUACUAAAAAUAUGUUUAAUAAUUUUAAAUCAAAAGUUACUAUGGCUUAAGCCACAGAUCCUAAAAUUUAGAAUAUACCUAUUAAAAUAAUAAAACCCAACUAUCAAGAAUAAAUAUCUAAAUUAGUCAUCAGUUCAAAAUCUAUAAGCAUAGAUAUAGAAUAUGAAUUAACCUUUUAAAAAUAUGAAUAACCUGAAGGUGAAAUGAUUGCCUUAUUUUCUAUCAAUUUUUUAUUAGUUGAAGGAUUGAAAAGUCAUAUCUCAUAAGAUUAAUAUAUUUAGUAAGGAUUAAAUCAUUUAAUAAAUAAUAUUUAAUAAUAUGAUUAAUAAUAAAUAAUUUAAGAAUAAACAUAAGUUUAAGGUGAAAGUUUAAUUAGUCACAAAGGUUAAUAUCGACAUAUUAAGAUAUCAUUAUUUUUGCUAUUAAUAGUUUCACUCAUUUUGGUAAUUCUAUCUUAUUUAAACAUCUCAACAAAUCAAAGUGAUAUCAAAGUUUUUGAAUAUUAUUAUGAUUAUGCCAUUUAUCCCUAAGCUAUUACAUUUGUUUAUGCUGCACUAUUUUUGAAUUAAUGGAAUCGAUUAUGUUAAAUACAAAAUAUUUAUAACUUAUCUGAAUUAGUAGAGAGUUCAAGAUAAGGAUCUUUAUAAUUUGUAAAUGGAAUAUUUUUAGGAAGAUAUAAUUAAGAUUCUAUGGGUUGUUAUCUCUUAAGUCUUGAUAUCAAUUAAGAAACUGUAAUUGUUGAUUAUUAUAGUAAUAAUACAAUUAAAUAAGAUGAAUUGAAUUACUUAUAAUUUUUUGAUAUAGCAAGAACAAAAAUGGAUAAAAUGCAUAGAGAAAAUUUAAUUAAUUAUAAUACAUCUUUAGAAGACUAUUCAACAUUAAAUUCAUCUAGUUUUAUAAGGUAAAAUGUAAUUAAGAUAUUUGUAUUUUGUGAUAUUGCAAUGGAUGCUUUAGUUUAAAUUGUAUUAGAUAAAAUAGAAUAAUCAACUUAAUAAUUUAAUAUUAUUUUAAUUAUAGAAAGUAGUUUGGCAUUAAUAAUUAUUUUAAUUCAAACAAAAACUAUGUUUAGUUCUUCUGAUUUAAAAAAUAGAAUAUUCUAAUUAUUAAGUCAUCUAAAUCAUGAUACUAUAAAUGAUAUAAUUAUUCAAUUAGGUGAAAUGAAUCCAUAUCAUACAAUGUCAUCUACUACUUAGAAUCCAUCAACUAUUAAUUAUUAAUAAUCUAAUCGUCUUAAUAAACCAAAAUCAUCUAUAUAGAUCAAUCAUAAAUUGAUCAAUCAUAAAUAUAAAUCUCUUAAAUCAUUUAUGUUACCAUUAACCUAUUUCAUAAUAUUUAUUACUUUAGGAUUGUCAGUAUCCUUUUUACAUUUAGAAUACUACUAAUAAUAUAAGUAGUCUUUGAGAACUACUUUUUAGUUUGUUAAAUUAAAGAAAAUAUUUGAUAGUUCAGUGUUAUUAGGGGAACUUAUUAAAACAGAAUACUUAAUAAAUACAGAUUCAUUAUAACAUAUUAAUUAAAUUGAAAUUAUUUCAUAGUUUUUUAAUUAUACUGAUUAAUUGUUACCUAUCAUUAAUAAUAUUAUUGAUGAAGUUAUGGAGAAUGAUAUUUUUAAUUCAUCUACUUAAGAAUUAAUUAUGACUGCUUUAUAAGGAAAUUUAUGUGAAAAUUUCCCAAAUUUUUAUUAUUUUUGUAAUAUUUCUUCAAAUUUGAAUCAUACUGAAAAAGAUAUUACUUAUAUGUAUUUAACAUAAGGAAUUAGUGGUAUGAUGCAAAAAUAUUAAAAUUUAUUAUAGAAUGAAUUUUCUUAUGAAAGAGAUAAUCUAUAAUAUUAAACUAAUACUACAUUAUUGUAAGAAUUUUUAGAUACAUAAAUUCAUUAAAAUAUAUUUGUUUAAUAUUUUUAUGAUAUGGAAUAUUUAGUAUAUACUAGUUUCCAUUAUUUUUAUGAUCAAACUUUGGCUUUAGGUUAAGAGAUAAAAGAUAAAUUAAGUAAUUUCUUUUUAUACUCUGGACUGAUGUAUAUAUAUAUAUUUUAUAAAUUUAUAGUUCAUUAGCUUUAAUAAGUGUUGAAUUUUUAAUAUGGUAUUAUUUGGAAGAUUAAGAAUUUACUUAAUUGAAAUUAAUAAUUACACUUUUACCUUAGUCUUUACUCAGAAAUAGAAACAUUAGUAGAUUGGUUCUGAGAACUUUUACUUAAAUUUAUUGA